Centropristis striata (black sea bass) is the source of this 1284-nucleotide messenger RNA. RefSeq names its product NK1 transcription factor related 2-like,b (gene nkx1-2b). Gene Ontology annotation, biological process: cell differentiation; regulation of transcription by RNA polymerase II. Bases 1 to 1284 code for a protein of 427 amino acids. NCBI's taxonomy places the organism in Eukaryota, Metazoa, Chordata, Actinopteri, Perciformes, Serranidae. The record is from RefSeq and is a predicted model, not a curated record. Gene Ontology annotation, cellular component: nucleus. The transcript has 3 exons. Gene Ontology annotation, molecular function: DNA-binding transcription factor activity, RNA polymerase II-specific; RNA polymerase II cis-regulatory region sequence-specific DNA binding.
AUGAACCGGGACAGAGCGGUGCCGGGGCCCGGAGCGGACGGGGUCCAGACCGUGAUCAGCCGGGACAGAGCCGCAGCAGGGCCCGUGGUGGCGGACUCGGUCCAGCCCCUGGUGAGCCGGGACAGAGCGGUACCGGCGCCCGGCGGCGGGGACGCGGGGGUCCAGACUGUGGUGGGCCCGGACAGCGACAGAGACAUGCUGGACGGAGGGGGAGCCGCGGGGGAGAAGCGGCUCUUUUCCAGCGCCGUGGCGGGAGGAAGAGACGCUCAGGCCGGGGAGAACCACUCGGAACCUCCGCCGACGAACCCGGUUCUAGUUCCGCCACAGCAGGGCCCUACCGGGCACCGGACCACCUCUUUCUCCGUGCUGGACAUCCUGGACCCCAACAAGUUCACGAGCAACCGGAGACCGCAGCAGCAGCACGGGAGCCACCGGGCGGAGAGCGCGUACGGAGCGGAGAACCGGAGAGGAGGCGCCGGGGAGCGGGAGCCCGGCCUGGAGCCCAGCAAGGGCUGCUACGGCGCGGAGGAAUACCAGAGCAAGGAAGGCUUUGUGUACAGAAGCCAGGAUGACGAUGACUACCACAGAUCCGGGACCCCAGACUCCGAGGCCCCAGACGGGCCCUACAGCAGCGAGGAGAGCAGCUCCGCUCUGCCCAGCAACGGAGACAGAGACCUGGGCCAACACAGCCACCAGGACCCCGGCAGGGACACCAAGAGCCCCGGAGGAGGCUCCACGGGCCAGAUCACAGACGGCCAGACCAACGGGGGCGGGGGCGCCCAGGGGAAACCCAAGAGGAAGCGCUCCGGCUCGGACUCCAAGUCGGGGAAGCCCCGCAGGGCCCGGACUGCCUUCACCUACGAGCAGCUGGUGGCGCUGGAGAACAAGUUCAAGUCCACGCGCUACCUGUCGGUGUGCGAGCGCCUCAACCUGGCGCUGUCGCUCUCCCUCACCGAGACCCAGGUCAAGAUCUGGUUCCAGAACCGCCGGACCAAGUGGAAGAAACAGAACCCGGGGGCCGACACCUCCGCCCCCACCGGCGCGGGAGGAGCAGGAGGAGGAGGUGGUGGAGGACCAGGAGGUCUGGGGGGCCUCAGCCCCCUCAGCCCGUCUCCACCCAUCAACGGGCACCUGGCCAUGCACGCCGGCUACGCCAGCCACCACCACGGCCCCACCGGCAGCCUGGUGCAGCUGCCCUUCCUCACCGCCAGCCACGUGCUGUCGCCCUUCAUGCUGGGGACGCAGAGCUACGCCGCCCCCGCCUUCUACAGCACACACCUGUAG